This is a messenger RNA of Camellia sinensis, 1296 nucleotides long. Lineage: Eukaryota; Viridiplantae; Streptophyta; Magnoliopsida; Ericales; Theaceae. The record is from RefSeq and is a predicted model, not a curated record.
AUGCGGUCUCCCAGAAUGAUCAAGGAGGUUCAACGGCUUACCGGCAAAGUCGCCGCUCUCAAUCGUUUUAUUUCCCGCGCAACAGACAAGUGCCUUCCAUUUUUUAAAGUCCUUCAACAGGCUUUUGAAUGGACCACCAAAUCUGAGGAGGCCUUUCAACAUCUAAAGCAGUGCAUGGCCAACCCUCCCCUACUCUCUCAGGCGCUCUCAGGCGAAAUCCUCUUCCUCUACUUAGCUGUAUCAAAAACCGCAGUUAGUGCGGCCCUCAUCAGGGAAGACAGCUCAGUACAGCGUCCAGUCUACUACAUUAGCCGCGCUCUCAAGGGGGUAGAACAGAACUAUCCUCUGCUGGAGAAAAUGGCCCUUGCCUUGGUCAUAGCGUCAAGGCGACUCCGACCUUAUUUCCAAGCUCACUCCAUAGUGGUUCUCACUGACCAGCCUUUAAAGAAGGUCAUGCAACAGCCAGAGUUGUCAGGCAGACUUAUGCAAUGGUGCAUCGAACUAAGCCAAUUUGAAAUCUCUUACCGAUCUCAAACAGCGAUCAAGGGACAAGCCGUCGCUGAUUUCAUCAUAGAAUUCACCAAUCCCACUCCAACUAUGCCCCCACCGCCAACACAAUUCAACACUGAGACAGAAGACCCCCAUUCUUGGACCCUCAAUGUCGAUGGAUCAUCCCGCAAAGAAGGCGGGGACUUCGACACGAAGGAAGACACGAUGCGAGCCUACAGGGACAUUGCACUCCCUCCUGUUCGCCUUUUCAAUACUUUCCAUAUCAAACACAUCCCUCAGUCAGAAAACUCUAAGGCAGACAAAAUGGCCCAAUUAGCCUCAGCCGACCAGUCAGACCUUAGCCAUGGCGUCCGCAUUGAAUCCCUAACCCAUCUGGCUACUUCGCCAAACCAGCAGGAGGUUCACUUCCUCCAAAACGAGCCUAUCCCAUGGGCUGCAGACAUCUUUUUGUUUUUGACAAAUAGGGAGUUGCCAAACAAUAAACAGCAAGCCACCAAAGUCAGAGCCCAGUCAUCCAAUUACAUCCUUAUUAGCGGCCUACUGUACAAACGCAGAUUCUCAAGCUUAUACCUCAGGUGUCCCAGUCCAACUCAAGCGACCUACGUAAUGAGGAAAGUCCACGAGGGUGUGUGUGGUAUCAUUCGGGUGCAAGAUCUCUGGCCCACAAAAUCCUUUGCACCGGUUACUUCUGGCCUACUCUCCACCAAGAUGCCACCAAUUUUGUACUUAAGUGUGAUAAGUGCCAGCGCUUUGCCAACAUCCCCCAUGCCCCACCAACAGAACUAA